AUGGCCACGACAACGAACGAGCCCACAUCCUCAUCGCGCGAUGAGUCUUCGGACUCUGGAAGCGGAAGCGACAGCGAAAAUGAUACCCCGACGAUAAGCACGCCGACAACGGUCGAAUGGCUGGUGACUGGCCGUUCAAAGCGGUCCACGGCCGGCAACCGAAUGAAGUCGAUGCUGGCUAACGAAGAACCCGACUCGGACCUCGAGCUGCUAUUUGCCGAAGACGACAAUGACGAAGGAUUUACCGAUGUCGACGACGCGGGUUCCGACGUGCAAAUGGACUCGUCUUCCGACGACGAGGACGAGCAGAACCGCGGAGAUGAUCUUGAGGGAGAAAAGGAGCUCGAGAAGCAGGCCAGGGACAAGAAGUUGGCUUCGCGAAAGCGCAAAGCCCAAGACGCCAUCCCCGCCAAGUUCAGGAAGAAGGUCCGCAUCGACCAGGCGGCCGCCCCAGCGCCACGGCCCAAGAAGAAAUCAGAACGAACCAGCUGGCUGCCCUCUCCUGGGGACAUGCCCAUUCGCGCUUCGCUGCGUCAGACUACGAUGCUCAGCAAGGAGCAGCUACAUCAGCAGAUGAAGGAGCGCGAGGCGAAGCGGCUGAAGCAGUUGGCCGUGAUGGAGAAGAAGGCCAAGAAGCUCGAGGCAAUGAAGAAACCCCCAAUGACACAGGCCGAACGGCUGGCGGAGGCUGCUUUGGUUGAGAAGCGAAACGCGAAAUCGCUGAACAGAUGGGAGGUGGCCGAGAAGGCGCGCGAGGAGGAGCGUCUCGCCAAACUGGCGGCCCUGAACAACCGGACACUGAAGGGACCAGUAAUCACCUACUGGAGUGGCAUUGGCAAGUGGGAAAACCACCUGAAGCAUGUGGGCAAGGUGGCCGAGGAGGAGAAGGCCCCUCGCAAGAAGCGGGAGAAAAAGGACAAGGGGGACAAGGCGAAGGGCAAGGACAAGGACGAGGAAGGGUCCAAGAAGGAGGAGGGCACAGCGACGGGCGCCGCCUCCGCAUCCUUACUUCCGUCAACAACCCCAGAUGGACUGGCCGAGGCAAAACCGGGUGCGCCAUCUGCUUCUCCAGCGCCAGCAGAUGCCGAGAAUAAACAGCCAAGUGGCGCCCCCAAACAUUCAUCACAACCAGCCGCGGAACCACGGAAAGCCACGCUAGCCGUGAAGGAAGAGGACCAGCCUCGUGUAAUGGCGCCUCCCCCCAUCCCACCACUGCCCCCUGUCUCACCCGCACUACCCAGACCUGAGGACAAACCCAGGUUGAUGGCGCCACCGUCAAUACCGCCACCUCCUUCGCUGAGCUCGUCGCUGAUGGCUCCUCCGCCUAUGCCUCCGCCGCCCAAGACUUCACCGCCUGUCCUGGCAGCCCCAGUGCUCGCGCCUCCGGUCCUAGCUCCGCCUCUGGGUGGCAUACACCUCGUUCAGCACACGACGCAGCCGAAAUCCAACGUGCUCGCGCCGCCAAAUACUACGCAACAUAAAUCUCCUCUCUCGAUGCCUGCUCCUCCUCCGCCAUCCGCGAGACCACCAGCUCACCCCCUAGCACCACCCCAUCCAUCCCAUCAACCCACACCAACUCAACCGGCUCAACCUCCCGCUCCUCCGAAACCCACCCUGCCGACGGUAGCCUCCACUCCGCCGGCUGCAACGCCUGCGCCGGCAGUUCCUCCAGCCCCGGAGGAGCCGCCUCCGAGCGAGGUUGCGCGCAAUGCGUUCAUCCUCCGCAGCUUUGACGAAGAGCUUAUCCGUGAUAAGACGGUUCAGACUCAGAUUCUCUUCGGACGGCGGAUGGAUCGCCUUGCGAAGCCAGCACCCCGCCCCGUGUGCGUCAUCACGGCGCACACGGCCCGCUACCGCGACCCCGAGACGGGUCUGCCGUAUUUCAACGCCUAUGCGUACCGAGAGAUACAGCGGCUCCGACGCGGCGAGUACAAGUGGAGCAGCCUCCUCGGUGCGUGGGUCGGCAGCUGCACCUACGCCGCCCGUGGUGUGCCGGAGCGGUUUCUGAAGGGGGGGAAGCCCAAGGAGCCCAGGACGAAAGAGAAGGAGAAUGGCAAUGCCACUGUUGCGGAGGGCACAGAGAGCCAAAAGACGAAGGCGGACAAGACCACACCGCCUGCCCAGGCGGCUGUUGGAGAAAAGCCGCCCACUAAGACGGCAGACGCGACGGUACCCUUACCACCACCGUCGGCGCCACAGACGCAGACACAGACGCAACAAUUACCGCAGCCGCCGGCGGAAGCUCAGAACCAAGACCAGGGUGCGAAACCGGCUGCUGCCAAGCCAGCCUCGCAACCCGGUGCGGCCUCUGUGCCACCCGCCGUCUGA
Colletotrichum graminicola M1.001 is the source of this 2328-nucleotide messenger RNA. RefSeq names its product YL1 nuclear protein. The transcript has a single exon. Gene Ontology annotation, biological process: regulation of DNA-templated transcription; chromatin remodeling. Lineage: Eukaryota; Fungi; Ascomycota; Sordariomycetes; Glomerellales; Glomerellaceae. Gene Ontology annotation, molecular function: ATP-dependent H2AZ histone chaperone activity. Gene Ontology annotation, cellular component: nucleus. Bases 1 to 2328 code for a protein of 775 amino acids. The record is from RefSeq and is a predicted model, not a curated record.